Batrachochytrium dendrobatidis JAM81 is the source of this 374-nucleotide messenger RNA. RefSeq lists its product as uncharacterized. Gene Ontology annotation, cellular component: nucleus; cytoplasm. The record is from RefSeq and is a predicted model, not a curated record. Gene Ontology annotation, biological process: regulation of proteolysis; modification-dependent protein catabolic process; protein neddylation. Gene Ontology annotation, molecular function: protein tag activity; ubiquitin protein ligase binding. The coding region runs from base 4 to 237 and encodes 77 amino acids. Lineage: Eukaryota; Fungi; Chytridiomycota; Chytridiomycetes; Rhizophydiales. The transcript is spliced from 6 exons.
GCCAUGUUGAUCAAGGUCAAAACACUUACUGGAAAAGAGAUCGAGAUUGAUAUUGAGCCCACUGACAAGGUUGCUCGUAUCAAGGAGCGAGUUGAGGAAAAGGAAGGUAUUCCACCACCACAGCAACGUCUCAUUUUCGGUGGCAAGCAAAUGGUUGACGAUAAGACGGCCCAAGAUUACAGUAUCGAGGGAGGCAGCGUACUCCAUCUUGUUCUCGCACUUCGUGGAGGACUCUAGGCUCAUGAUACAUUAUGCCAUCUCAAUAAUAAACCUGCCCAAAACUAUGUUUGCCUCUAACCCCUUUGUCAUUGCAAGUUUGUAAAGUAAUCAACCACCAAUUUGACCAAACAAUAAUAAAAACAGUAAUAUCUGUG